CACCGGAAGCGGCAGGGUGUACAAUUGGGCGCGCCCCUAAAAGCUCCAAUUUGAUACUUGGGCAGCUCGUGGACGGCUCGGUUCGGUUCGGUCAUGGCGCCUGCCCUCGGAGGUUUCCCGCUGCUGCUGGCGAUGACGUUGAUGAUGAUGACACUCGUCAUCCAAGUGCGUCCUCAGGGUCUCGACCUGGCCGACGCUCUUGCCGGUGCCAACACGCCAACACCAGCUCCACUGCCAGGCACCAAAGCUCCGGUCAAGUCCAAAGGCAAAGGAGCCUUGGAUGAGUUUGACCUGGCAGAUGCUCUGGACCCCAACAAUGACAUCACCGACAAGGACAAGGGGGGCCGGCCUGGAGGAGGAUUUUCCGACAGGGAUUUAAUCGACGUCAGCGAAGACGACAGCUACAAACCCGAUAAAGGCAAAGGCAGACGACCGAGCGGUGAUCGCGAUCACGUCAAUCAACGUGACGAUAACAUCGGCACCACCGCUGAGGUCGGCACCAUCGCGGGCAUUGUGAGCGCGGUGGGAAUGGCGCUGGUGGGCGCCAUCAGCAGCUACAUUUCGUACCAGAAGAAGAAAUUUUGCUUCAGCAUCCAGCAGUCUCUCAAUGCGGAGAUGGUGAAGGCUGACGCUCCCGACGCAGUGCUGGCGACAGAACCACAAGUGCAACAGACUCUCCUGGAGCAGGCCAGUGCUGAACCGGGCCGUGCCCACCAUGCGGUGUGACGAUGCCGCAAGCAUUGACACGGUGACCGGAGUGCACACGCACAACACACAAACACACUAGCGCCACCAGACACAUUUUGGUUUUAUUUCAGGGAAAAUGUAAACUUUUAUACACAAUGAGUUGCGUUGACUGACAUAAGCUUUUUAGACGAUCCUGCAAAAUGUGACGUUUUCUUUCAUCUUUUUUGUUUUUUUUUUUAAAAGGGAGCUUAGUUGUACAAUCCUUCCCGACUCUCAAACUAGACAAACGUGUGCAUGCGCUUUGCUGUUAUUGUCUUACCUCGCUGUCAACCGCAAUGCUUCGAGUUCACAUUGGCUGUGCUCUUUCCACAAUGAUGACCCCCCCCACCCCUCUACAACUAUUCCAUGAUAUUAACCUCUCUCAAUGACAAUGAAGAUAACAACGACAAUAAGAAUAAUAAUUUAUAUUAAGAAGAAUGUGUUGCAAGACUGACAGCAGAAUGUUUCACACCAACAAGUGCAUCUGGAAAUGUGUUUUCACUCCACGCUACCAAGGUGCAGAAGUUAAAUAAAACAUUUGACAAAAA
Molecule: messenger RNA, 1274 nt
Organism: Hippocampus zosterae (dwarf seahorse)
Lineage: Eukaryota; Metazoa; Chordata; Actinopteri; Syngnathiformes; Syngnathidae
Gene: cd99l2
Product: CD99 molecule-like 2
Exons: 10
Coding region: 94-726 (210 amino acids)
Source: RefSeq, a predicted model, not a curated record